Symbiodinium natans is the source of this 2337-nucleotide messenger RNA. The record is from the annotation of a GenBank genome assembly. NCBI's taxonomy places the organism in Eukaryota, Dinophyceae, Suessiales, Symbiodiniaceae.
AUGGGGAAGACGAAGAGCAGGGCGGUGUGGAAGCUUUGGCGGUUGCGGCUGAAAACAUUCAUUCUUGCUUUGGCUGUCAGGCUGUCGUCCUCAAGAACUGCACAGCUGGACUUGCAGACCCAGAGUGCUGGUGGGCGUCUGACAAGCCCAACCCUGACACUGGCAGACUUCAAGAAAGGGUCCACGGCUUGUUACGACCGAGGAGCGGAACAAACCUGGGCAGUUGUUGACUCGCACCUUCACGCCCGACCAUUUGGGGGUCCACCAGUGCCGUUUGCGGAUUUGCUGGGCAGGCUGAGGAGGGCCGGCAUCCUCUUUACGACGUUGUAUGGCAUUGGCCAACGCCUGCCGAUUGAUUCUACAUGCACUUACUACUUGGACUGCCCUGGUGAGAAGAUAACACCAAGCUUGAAGAAUGAUUUCUUCAAUGCACAAAGUGUCCUAGACAACAGCCAGGCGUUGGCUGAGAGCCCAGUUGGCCCGAUGAUUACACUCUCUAUGUCCUUCCUCAACCUCCACAAGGCGGAGGAAAUUCUUGACAAGAUGAAGUUGCUCCAAGCGGAGUUUCCCAAAAUGUUUAAGUGGGUCGGCGAGAUCAACUUGGUAAAGCAAGCGCUAUGGAAGAACGAGCAGGGCCUCCCCGUGAGCCUGGAGUCGAUUAAGACGUGGGGGCCCUUCAUGGCGGAGCUCCGGAAACAGGACAUCCCCUUGGCCUUGCAUGCUGACCUUGGGGAUGACCGGGAUGGCAAGAAGUUCUUGCCCCUGAUGGAUGAGGUCCUGAAGCUGUAUCCAGAGAACAAGCUCAUCUGGAUGCAUCUCGGUGGGCUUUCGAAGCAGUUGGAUCCCAAGCUGUCUGCUUCACUCCUGCAGAAGCCUACGUCCAUUGAGGAGCAUGUGGAGCUCAUCAAGCAAAGGCUGCAGAAGAAUCCCAAACUCAUGAUCGACCUCUCUUGGGACAUUCUUUAUGACAAUAUCUAUUCUUCCCCGGCUGAAGAGAAGCCCUACAUCAAGCUCAUUAAUGACUUCCCGACGCGAUUCUUGAGUGGCUCGGACCAUGUGGCAUCAGUCGUCAAGACAGAGGAUGCGUACAGACACGAAAUCAAUAAAACCAGCGAAAUCUACCGGCAUUUGAGUGAUGAUGCCUUUCGCCGCAUUGCACUUGGCCAAAAUUUUUUCGAAGUGGCAGGACUGGAUUUCACUGCCCCGGGCAUUUGCGAGGCUGCGCCUCCGACAAAGCAGCCACAUGCCCAGAAGCUGGCCCAGGUUCGGCCUCCGGCAAAGCCAAAAUCCGAGAAACAGGCAGAGGCCAUUGAGCAGGCGGCUCCUUCCCCGAAGAAGCCUUCUGCAAAGACGCCGAAGGCUGGAAAGCAGGUUGAAGAUGCGGCAUCAGCGGCACCAGCGGCACCAGCAUUCAUACAGAACACCCCACCCCUCUCCCUGGCGGAUUUUGCGGCGGACUCUUCGACCUGCUAUGAUCGCAUUGCAUUCGACCAGUGGCCAGUGGUUGAUGCACAUCUCCAUGCACGGCCUUUUGGAGGUCCUCCUGUGCCAUUCGACCAGUUGAUUGAGAGGCUGCGGCGUGCGGGCAUCCUCUUUGCUAAUCUCUACGGGAUCGGCCAGCGCCUCCCAAUCGACUCCAACUGUACCUACUACCUCGACUGCCCGGGAACCCCCAUUCGACCGAGCUUGAAGAAUGAUUUCUUCAACGCCCAGAGCAUCCUGGACAACGAUGAAACUCUCUCGACGAGCCCGGUUGGGCCAGUGCUCACACCAUCCAUGUCUUUUUUCGAUCUGCAUGCGAGUCCCAAAGACAAUGUCAAGAAGAUGAAACUAUUGCAGCAGGAGUUCCCAGGCAUGUUCAAGUGGGUUGGAGAGAUCAAUGUCGUCAAGCAGGCGCUCUGGAAGAACGACCAAGGUUUGCCGGUCAACAUCAGCUCGAUCAAAACCUGGUCGCCCUUCAUGGCUGAGUUGCGCAAGCAAGACAUCCCCAUUGCGCUGCACAGUGACUUGGGGGAUCAGUCGAAUGGGGAGAAGUUCCUGAGCCUUAUGGAUGAGAUACUCAAGCGGUACCCCAAGAAUAAGAUUGUAUGGGUCCACAUGGCGGGACUUUCAAAACAACUUGAUCCCAAACUUGCGUUGGUUCAGUUACCCUUGGUGGCACCCCUCACAAUUCAGAGCCACGUGAAGCUCAUUAAAGAGCGCUUGGACAAGCAUCCAAACCUGUUCAUCGACUUGUCUUGGGACGUGCUGUAUGAUGAGAUUUACGACAACAGCGCCGAGGAGCGUCGGUAUGUUGACCUGCUGAAUGCCUACCCCACAAGGCCUGAGCACAGGUGA